Messenger RNA from Epinephelus moara (kelp grouper), 2502 nucleotides. RefSeq names its product noelin-2-like. The record is from RefSeq and is a predicted model, not a curated record. Gene Ontology annotation, biological process: signal transduction. The transcript has 9 exons. The coding region runs from base 516 to 1943 and encodes 475 amino acids. NCBI's taxonomy places the organism in Eukaryota, Metazoa, Chordata, Actinopteri, Perciformes, Serranidae.
ACACAGAUGAGGAACUCCAUGUGUUGGAUGCUGAGCGGGCGAGAAGAGAGGCUGAAUCCUCCGCUCCCGUUUUGCUGCCCAGAAUGGGAUUCGGUGCUACCAUCGUUGGGGAGAUAUAUCAUCAGGAGGAAAAGCGCCGCAGAGAGUGCAUCACAAGGAGUGAAAAUUUUGCAGCAAUCACUAAUCCUGGCGUGAUUGAAACUUUUUUUCAUGGUCCUAAGAUGAACUGGAAAAAAAGGCCCCAGGCCUGCAGGAGCUGAUGGACAGCUUUCAGUCGGACUGUUGUCCUCUCCAUUUGGCGCCUGAGUGGCUCUCCUCAGCAUGCAGCCAACACCAGGACUGUGUUCCUCUUCCUCAGCCAGGGGGGAUUCAGCCACUCCAGUCCAGCCACGACUGUAGUCCAUAACCCUGAGGCUAACUAAGGGAGGUGUACAGUCCCCAGUGGUACCUGAAGCAGACGCCAGAGCCUCUCCUAAGUGCUCUGCAGGGUCAUAGCCUUUUUCUUUUUCUUUUUCAUGCCUGUGGUGAGCCAAACCUGGGUCAGGACUCGGGAGACCAAAGGAGAGAAAGUGAUGGAGAUGGGUCCACCUGGAGCCUUUUGGGUGCUGCAGCUGCUGUUUACUGUCUGCUCAUGUAAGGGUUUGUACCCAGGCUCAGAGGAGGGCUGGCAGGUGUACAGCACGGCCUCAGAUCCUGACGGCAGGUGUGUUUGCACGGUGGUCGCUCCGGCACGAAACCUCUGCAAACGAGACCCUCGGAGUCGACAACUACGCCUGCUGACUGAACAGGUUCAGAAUGUGAGUCAGUCUAUGGAGGUGGUAGACCUGCGAACAUCCAGAGACCUGCAGUAUGUCCGAGACUCUGAGCCGCUGCUGAGAGGAGUGGACGGACGUUUACACACUUACGUCGCCAACCCCCGCACUCUGACGGCUAAGGGCCUGCAGGAGCUAAAGGGCCAGAUGUCUCAGCUACGACCCCUACUGUCAGUGGUGGAGCAGUACAGAUUGGACCUUCAGACACUGGCCACCCUGCGAAUGGAGCUCCUCAACCUGUCAGUCAUCCUGACAUCCAUUCAGGAAGAGAUCGGAGCGUACGACUAUGAGGAGCUUCAGCAGAGGGUUUUACUGCUGGAGACCAGGCUUCACAGCUGCAUGAACAAACUUGGUUGUGGUCGUCUGACUGCAGUUAGUAGCCCAAUCACCGUGAGAGCCUCGGGGUCCCGCUUUGGCUCCUGGAUGACUGAUGCCAUGAUUCCCAGCUCUGACAGCAGGGUGUGGUCCAUGGACGGCUACUACAAGGGCAGGCGUGUGUUGGAGUACAGAACCAUGGGGGAUUUCACAAAGGGGCAGAACUUUGUGCAGCAUCUGUUGCCCCACCCCUGGGCAGGAACCGGCCACGUGGUGUACAACGGGUCACUCUACUACAACAAACACCAGAGCAACAUCCUGGUUCAGUACCAUUUCCGCUCUCGCAGUGUGUUGCUCCAGCGCAGCCUGAGUGGAGCUGGCUACAACAACACCUUCCCCUACAGCUGGGGAGGAUCCUCUGACAUCGACCUCAUGGCGGAUGAGAUGGGCCUGUGGGCAGUAUACACCUCCAUCCCAAAUGCUGGAAACAUUAUGGUGAGUCGUCUGGACUCCCGCUCGCUGGAAGUCAUCCGCAGCUGGGACACGGGGUUUCCUAAGCGCAGCGCAGGGGAGGCCUUCAUGAUUUGCGGUACCCUGUAUGUCACCAACUCUCACCUGGCCGGGGCCAAGGUACACUUUGCCUACCACACCAACUCCUCAACGUACGAGUACACUGACAUCCCCUUCCAUAACCAGUACUCCCACAUCAGCAUGAUGGACUACAACCCCAGAGAGAGAGCGCUGUACACCUGGAACAACGGACACCAGGUGCUCUACAACGUCACACUGUUUCACGUCAUCAGGAGUGACGGAUAGAUCAACACGCUGGAUAGGCUAAAAAAAAGAGAGGGAGUAUUUGGGUCGUUAAAGGGUACUGCAACUUACAACACACACAUACACAUGCACACACAAUGGCCAUCCACAUCAACGGGAAAAUGAGAACUGUCUGUGUUUGAAUUUGAAUGACUUCUAGACUACGAGAGCUCACAGAGCUAAUAACUAGACACAAAACACAGUUGUCGAACACAUGCCUAAAGGUCACAGACAAGAGUAUUCAUCAUGGAGAAGAAGAAUAUUAACUGCUUCUGCUACAGGGACGCUGUUAGAACGAAGUCAGACAGUUUGAGCUCAUCCAUAUUCUGUUGCGUUUUAUUCCACUUGUGUCUCAAGAAGUAAUUUUGGAAGUUGAGGUCGAUCGUUGAAAAAAAAAAAAAAUGCAGCUCGUGAAAUGAAUUUCAACUCUCUUCAAACUUCGAGCUCUGGUGAUGGACCUGACGGAGAUAUUCUGGGUUUGUGAUGUGAUCGUGGACGUGUUCAGUCAGCAUGGUUGUUCAUUCAAUAAACAUUACUGUCAAACUUUGCCAAGACUUUUGUC